CUAAAUAUUGUUUUUAUUUUAGUAAAGUAAAAUCAGUUAAGUAAAACUCUCUUUACUUUAUGACACGAUUUUAAAAAAUUGACGAUGUGAAAAAUGAGCAAAUCUCGUGGCGAUCGUGGGAAAACUUCAAGUGGAAGUCAAAACACGCAACAUGUCACACAAAAUGCAAUUAUUCCUGGCAAAUUUUUAGAAUCCGAUUGGAACGAGCUUGUCGAGAUUGAAUCAGGUGAAGAUUUUAUCUGUGAUAUUGUUGCUGAAAUUUCUCAACUUGCCUGUGAUGAAGUAUUCAAGAACGCCAUACAGAAACGUGUUCAACCCUAUGCUGUAAGAGGUGCAAGAGAAAUUUUACUUGAAAUAUUAGAGUGGAACUUUUUGGAAAAUGAUGAAGGAGAGCUCGACAUAGACACUCCAUCCUGGUGUGAGGAUGAUGAACCUUUUUCAUGCAUUACUGACAGUUGGGCACAAGGUGCGAUACCAGUUAUCAAAAACAAUACCGCCACUGAAUCGUUUGAACCAGGAGAGGAGAAUAUUAAUGAAAUACCGGAAAGUAAUGAAAAUGUGCAAUUAGAGAAUGAAGGCGAUCAACGCCACGAUGGAGAAGAAGAGAAGAGUGGUGACAGAAGCGACGAGCCAGAAGAAGAUAAUGGUUGUUACUCAAAACAAAAUGAAAAUGGUGAAGAAGAAAUUGAGGAGUGUAUAUUAAAUAAUGAUGAGGUGCAACCGGAAGUGUCACCUUCGCUAGUGCUUAAACCACAACCACCUGGAAAGAGCAAAAGUUACAGUGGUAGACAAGUUCGUAACAAGAAGCUGUUCCGACCUUAUGGUGGAUCACUACCUGCUUUCCAUUCUAUCUCUUCAACACCUGUAACCGAUGACAGACCAAAACCCGGUUCUGUAAAUCCAAUUGAGAAAGUACCCGUUUUAGUUUUAUCGGAACUGUUUCAGAAAAGUCAACAUGGGCGACCACCAGGUGUUCGAGAAGCUGUAUUUGAUGAGAAAGGGAAUGUAACACGAGUGCAGAAAUUGAAUAUAGAAAGUUUACCCAAUCACAGAGUUCGUACAAAAUACAAGAUUACAGACGCUGAAGAGGACAUAAACAGGAAGGGUUCUAUAACAUCCAAGCAGAGAAGAAGUGUAUUAAAGUCGAAAGAAAACAGUGAUAAACAUAGUAAACCAGUAGCGAACUCAGCAGCACUUCUCCGUAGAUUAUAUUCUAAUGAUUCCGACGUACUGGCUGGAUUACGCACUCCUUUACCUCCUCCUAUGGUUGAUGCUAUCGAUGUUGCAGAAGGAGUUAUUAUAAGGGAAGGUGGUUUAUCAAAACAAGGACCAAGAAAGAAGACAUAUAAAAACACGAACGAAGAUUUGUAUUUGCAACCACUUUCAAGUGCGUCAACAAGAAUACUGAAUGUGAACGAUAUUGUCGUCGAAUCGACGCCGGCAAUUACUUCGUUUAAUAAUUCACAACCGUUACCAGCUAUAUCAUCUAGCUAAUCACACCUGUAUAUUUGUAAAUUGUUUAUAAGGAAUAUUAACUUUAAAAACAACAA
This is a messenger RNA of Hydractinia symbiolongicarpus, 1550 nucleotides long. RefSeq lists its product as uncharacterized. The coding region runs from base 94 to 1494 and encodes 466 amino acids. The record is from RefSeq and is a predicted model, not a curated record. The transcript has 9 exons. Lineage: Eukaryota; Metazoa; Cnidaria; Hydrozoa; Anthoathecata; Hydractiniidae.